Osmia bicornis bicornis is the source of this 3036-nucleotide messenger RNA. Its product is annotated as ABC transporter G family member 23-like. NCBI's taxonomy places the organism in Eukaryota, Metazoa, Arthropoda, Insecta, Hymenoptera, Megachilidae. The transcript is spliced from 15 exons. The record is from RefSeq and is a predicted model, not a curated record. Bases 615 to 2696 code for a protein of 693 amino acids. Gene Ontology annotation, molecular function: ATP binding; ABC-type transporter activity; ATP hydrolysis activity. Gene Ontology annotation, cellular component: membrane.
UGGUAACGGCAGUCGGGUGUUCGACGGUGUAACGUUCGGACCUCGGUGGAAAUUAGCUUGCACGGAAAUGCGUCUUAACCCCACUAUCAAUGCUGUCGCCAUACACGGAUCCGCGGGGCCGUUUAAGGAUUCGAUAAUCGAUCAUCAGUAAUCAUUUCCACCGGCAGUCCGUUUCGAGAAAUCGCGGCAGCGACGAUACGCAUUCCUCGUGCCGCUACGAACGGAAUAACUGAAUAGGCGCGAAAAAUUGCCGCUUCGGAUUUUACGCCGCGUCCGGAGAAGAAUUUCGAAGAGAAAAGUGUUCGAUGAAGGAAUUCGAGAAAGCUGCACCCACGAGGAACGCGUUUGACUGAUAAGUGGCGAGAAUAAAAGGCACGAAUCUCGUACGAAUUCCUUCGGCGAGUAUUCGAGGCGCGUUUGACAACCGAAGACCCGGUUUAAGUAGCACGAUUCGCGUUUUCUGUGACCACCGGUGCGCGUUCUGAUCUAUAUCGAUUUUCCUCUCGAAAGUGCGACCGAUCUUCGACCCCGUCCACGUUUCAAAACAGAAGGAUUCGAUUGUUUGCAUUCGACUUUCGAGAAACGCUCGCGAGAUUUUGUCGACGUCUGAAAAAAUGAUGGCGGAACACGCAAUUGUCGUCAAGAAUGCAGAAAAAAAAUAUGGCAAUGGAAAUCUGGUGUUGAAAGAUUUAAAUCUGACCGUCCCUAAGGGUUGUAUAUAUGGAUUACUGGGUGCCAGCGGAUGCGGCAAAACCACCCUUCUCUCUUGUAUAGUUGGCGUUCGAAAAUUGGACGAUGGAGACAUUUGGGUGCUCGGUAAAGAACCAGGGCAAAAGGGCUCUGGAAUUCCAGGACCUCGCGUUGGUUACAUGCCACAGGAUAUCUCACUGGUCGGCGAAUUUUCCGUAAUGGGCGCUCUAUGUUUCUUCGGAAAGAUCAAUGGCUUGGAUAAUGAUACGAUCGAGGAGAGGUAUCUGUUCCUGAAGGAUCUACUUCAGCUGCCACCCAAGAACCGUUUAGUGAAGAACAUGAGCGGUGGGCAACAAAGAAGAGUAUCCUUCGCAGCAGCUUUGUUACACAAACCGGAACUGUUGAUCCUGGAUGAACCUACGGUCGGUUUAGAUCCGGUUUUAAGGGACAACAUUUGGAAUCAUUUGGUGAAACUGACGAAGGAAGAGGAAGUGACGGUCGUCAUCACGACACAUUAUAUCGAGGAGGCGAAACAGGCAGACAAGAUUGGAUUAUUGAGAUGCGGACAGAUGUUGGCUGAAUCAUCGCCGAAUAAAUUACUCGAACGAUUUCAGACUGAUUCUUUAGAGGAAGCCUAUUUAAACCUGAGUCAAAUACAAGAAGAAAAUCCGACUCAAAGCAUCGCCAGAUUUUCUUCCAACGAAAUGAACAAUGUCAUCACCGUGACCACUCUACACAGCAUUUACAUACCCAAGAGUAAGCUGGAAUUGAGGAGUAAUUGGAAGAAGAGAUGUCAAGCACUACUGAUGAAGAAUGCUCUUCAGUUUAUACGUCAUCCAGGAGGGAUACUGUUCUCGCUGCUUCUACCGAUACUGCAAGUGACAUUAUUUUUUAACUCGAUCGGCCAAGAUCCAAAGAACCUUAAAAUAUCGAUCGUGAACGAGGAGGCUGGGAAUUGUAGUAACGGAAUGAAUUUCGGCAAUGUUAUCUACAACCAAAAUAAUUUCACUUGCAAUUACGUUGAUCUGAGCUGUAGGUUCCUAACGGAGAUCGAUGACACCUUUUUGGAUAAGCUGUACUACAACAGCUAUGAGGAGGCAUUGGAUAGAGUUGCAAAGGAGAAAAGCGUUGCAAUAAUGCAUUUCAAGAGGAACUUUUCUCAUGCGAUGCUAGCAAAACUCGACGACUAUUUGGGAAUGUCUGACGAGGAAAUUAUUGAUAGUCAGAUAGAAGUUGCCAUCCAUACAGCAGACAAGCAAAUCAGUUUCUAUUUGCAAGCAAAGUUGCACGACUUCUUCUUUGACAAAUACAAGACGAUCCUGAAGCAAUGCAAGAUUACUCCAAAAUUUGCAAACUUACCAUUGCAAUUCGAGGAGCCAAUUUUUGGUAAAAAAGAUCAAAAUUAUGCGACGUUUGUGGCACCGACUUUCAUCUUGACGCUCACUUUCGUUCAGGCAACGUCGAUCUGUUCGAGUGUAAUCGUAACCGAUAGGCAUUCAGGUGUGUGGGAUCGAAUUCUAGUUCAAGGUGUAACGACGGCAGAAAUAUUAAUCACGCAUCUGAUAUCGCAAGUGACAGUGAUUGUUGUACAAGUGGCGGCAGCAUUGUGCUUCUACUUCGUGAUCUUCGGCGUCGAGUGUAAAGGAUCAAUGAUCACUGUCGUUUGGAUGACGUUGCUCGAAGGAAUUUGUGGAAUGAAUUAUGGAUUUAUGAUAUCAGUGGUUUGCGCUUCGCAUACUCUUGCCAAUUAUGUAUCGGUUGGAAGUUUCUAUCCAUUGAUACUUCUAUGUGGAUUCAUCUGGCCCAUCGAGGGAAUGCCAUGGCUACUACGAUGGAUCAGUUUAGUUCUACCAUUAACGAUGCCAGGAAUAUCUUUGAGAGCAGUGAUGGAAAAAGGAUCGUCUAUCGUGGACCCGGAAGUGUACUCGGGAUUUUUAGUGGUCUUAGCAUGGAUCGUGAGCUUCGUAGCGUUUUGUUUAUUCCACUUAAAAUCAAAGAUGCCGUAAAAAAUGAAGAGGCAACGUCGAAGGACAGGGAAUAAAGUAUCACAUUUUUGUGUAUACGUGUGCAAUAGUGAAAAAGAAAGUUCUUUUCACGUGUUCCACAGGGUCGUAUCGUUUUAAAUUUAUACCUAGUAGCAGUUAAGGUAAAUGUUAGAACUUUCUUUGAGUGCGAUUGUUGAGGAAAGAUAUACGUUUAAUUUAAUUGAGAAAAUCGUGUUCGUCUCUGACAAGGCAACUUGUGCCGUUGCUUUUGUGAUAAAUGUUGCCUGUAUAUUUAAGUCCAGACAUUGUAUAAAAUCCGAUGAGCGUGAUGUUACUUGUUAAUAAAUACCAGUAAUAUGUU